Molecule: messenger RNA, 4321 nt
Organism: Drosophila willistoni
Lineage: Eukaryota; Metazoa; Arthropoda; Insecta; Diptera; Drosophilidae
Exons: 5
Coding region: 66-4037 (1323 amino acids)
Source: RefSeq, a predicted model, not a curated record
AGAAAAUACAAGAGAGAAACGCAAAAAUUUAUUAAUAAUAAUUUCACAUCAUCUCUGCCUCUGCCAUGGCCACAAAUGCAGCAUCUGCAGCAGCAAGCAGCGGCGGCGGCGGCAGCAGCAACAACAGCAGCGGCUCUGCAACAUUGCCAUCGUUAUUUACUGUUAGCGCCACCGCUGCUGCCACUGCUGCAGCUGCAGCGGUUAGCAAGGAUAUGGAUGGACUGAUUGCCAUUAAUGAUAGCGCAUUAUCGCAACAAAUCGAAUUUAUCUUACAAGAUGCUCCCAUGGAGCAAGAUGAUCAUCCUCAUCAUCAUCAUCAACAUCAUCAACAGCAACAACAGCAUCAUCAUCAUCAACAACAACAACAUCAUCAUCAUCAGCAACAACAUCAUCGUCGACAGACGACGUCCCAAAUUGAUAGCAACAACCACCCACCGUCAACAGCAACAACAACAACAACUAGCGCUUCCUCCUACCAGCAACACCACCAGCAACAACAUAACAACAACAAUAACAAUCAACACAAGCAACAACAAAUUGACGAACAACAACAGUUGCUGAUGCAACACCAACAACAGCAACACCAUUUGCUCAAUGGACGUCGCAUCAUAAUACAAUCGACAGGCUCGGCGAAUCAUCAUCAUCAUCUCCAGCAGCAGCAGCAGCAUCAUCAGCAACAUCUUCACCAGCAGCAGCAACAACACAUCAAAGAAGAAGAACAGGACGAUGAUCCGGAAUUGAAUGAUGAAAAUCUGCAGGAUAUUGAAGAAGAAGACCAAGCAGCUGAAGCCGAUGAAGAGCCGGAUGAUGGAAAUACCACAGGAAGCACUGCAUCAGCCCAAGUUAAGCUAGAGCUUGAAGAUAACGAUGAGCCCGAUGAGGAUGAAGAAGAUGAGGAGGAGGAUGAAGAAGAAGAUGAGGAGGAAGAAGACGAUGAUGAUGUUGGUGUUAGUAGCAUGGAUAUGGGUGACGAGGAUGAACAACAGCAACAGCAAUUGGACUAUACAGAAACAGCACAAUCAACUGCAGCAGUAGCGGCACCACCACAACCACCGCAACAACAACAACAACAACAACAACUAGUGCAAUUACCCGCUGGCAGUAUAGUUAGUACAACAACAACACGAACAUUAGCCGUACCCGUAACGGAUAAUGCUUUAGUCCAUUUGCAAAGACGUCCGGUAUAUAUUAGCAAUGCAAUGGGUGGUACAACCACAUAUGUACGUAUGCCAGCAGCUGCGGUCAUAAGUCGCAGUCCAAUGACUGUUUUAAAUGUGGUACAACAGGCGAUGCCAAAUGCAACCACACAAUUGAUAUUGCAAACAACCCAACCAGCAGCAGCAGCAGCAGCAGCUACAGCAGCCGCACCGACUGUAACAAAUCCUUCGGUUUUACCUGUACAACCCACCAAUAAUGAUCAGCAGCAGCAGCAACAGCAGCAGCUGACCAUUAAUGCUCCUCCACCCCCAGCUCCAGCUGUUACAGUAACUAAACAACAUGCAUCAUCCACCACAUCAUCAUCAUCGAAUUCAUCGCAAUCGAACAACAAUAUGUCAACAUGCAACACAAGUUAUCAGUGUGUUGAAUGCGUUGAGAAAUUCGAUUCGAAAGAACUAUUCGAUAUACAUCGCAGUGGACAUGCAAAUAAUAUGAAAUGUGCCAUCUGUAAUAUGGUAUUGAAAUCAUUGAAAAACUAUGAGAAACAUUGUCUACGCUGUAAACCGUAUGAAUGUCAGAUUUGUGGUCGCGUUGUACGCUUUCGUCCCAAUUUCAUAAAGCACAUGCGUGUCCAUACGGGUCAGCAAUCGGAGAGGCAUAAAUAUAAAUGUGAAGUAUGCCACAAGGAGUUUAUGAGUUUCGAAUACUUUAAAGUCCAUAAAAAGAUACACAAUGAGAAUGUCAAUUUGACAUGUGAGAUAUGUGGCAAGGUGUUCAGUGCAUUGGCAUCGCUUAGAGGUCACUCCAAAUUGCAUUCGGGCGUUAAAUUGCACAAGUGUGAUGUGUGUGGCAAGGGUUUUGGUCAGCGUUAUAAUUUAAAAAUUCAUGCACGCACCCAUACGGGUGAUUUUCCGUUUGAAUGUAAAAUCUGUAAAAAGAAAUUGCAUACACAAUCGUCGCUGCAAACGCAUAUGCAGGUGCAUUUAAGGGAUCAGCCGGCGUCUGGUAAAGCACAACAAACAACGGCAACAACAGCAGCAGCAGCAACAACAACGGCGGCAACGGCAACAGGGACCGGAGCAACACGUGGCAGUCAAAGCAGCAGCCCAGCCACCAGCAGCAGCAGCAGCAUUGGCAGUGGCAGUGGCAGUGGGCCAGCCAGUAUUGUAAAAUUGGAACCAUCCAAUGAAUUGGAUAGACCUGGUACCAGUAAUCAGCAGCAGCAACAUCAUCAUCAACAUCAACAAAUGGACCUCGAUGAUCAUUCGGCGGGUCUAAGUGAUGAAGAUGAUAGUGGUGUUGGUAUUGUCAAUUCCUCGCAUAUUGUGGCAGCAGCAGCAGCAGCGGCAAGAACAACACCAGCAGCAGUAACAACAACAACAACCACCAAUAAUAAUCUAAAUAAUAAUCGUUUAAUAACCACCGGUGAGGAUUCUUCCAAUGAGGAUUCCUCAAAUGCCUCGCUACAUCAUCAGCCACACUCUUCAGCCAGCUCUUCAUCGCAAUCUCAGCCAGCUGUGGCAGCAUCUCAUGCGCAGCAGCCACAACAACAACAACAACAAUAUCUCGUAUCUGCACCCACGCGAACAAUUGUCAUUAAGAAUUAUAUGCAACAACAGCAACAACAACAGUCCAACAACGCACAUCAUCAAAACGUAUCUGUUGUAACCUCAGAUCAAACACCUGUGCUGCAUACGCAGGUCAUUCAGAGCGGUGCAGGCACCACCAGUAGUGGCAGCAAUAGCAGCAGCAGUAACAGCAGCAGCAAUAGCAGCAGUAAUAGCAAUUGCAGCACUCAGGCUCAUAACAAUCUUGCCCAGCAAUUGCUACGCAAAACGCCCAUAAUACAUCAUUCAACAACAACAACAACAACAACAAGUGGUGCUGGAACUCUUAGCUCAGCCUUGGCCAGUGUGGUGCAACAGACAACGGCUGGAGGAGUUGGCUCACCUGCUCAGUCACCGUCGUCGUCAUCGCAAUCGUGUUCCUCAUCCACGGUACUUGUGUCAAAGGCUACUGGUGUGCCGCUAUCAAUUGCCUCAUCGGCAGCAGCAGCUGCCAUGGGUGGUUCAACAAUCAUAAGGAGUACACGGAAUCAUCAUUUGCAGCAGCAGCAGCAGCAGAGCAACUGCAGCGGGAAUGGAACGGGAACGGGAACGGGUCAACAGCAGCGCUUGGCUGGCAGCGGAACUCAGCGUAAUAACCACCGAAAUCACCACCGACGUCGUCAUCUGGCCGAUAUGGAUGAUGACGAGGAUGAUGAUGAUAAUAAUGAUAAUGAUAAUAUUGAUGGUCAGCAGCAGCAGCAGCAUCACCACAAUCAUCAUAACCAUCAUCAUCAUCAUCAUAAUCAUCACAAUCAUCAUUUUGAUGACGAUGAUGAUGAUGAGAAAUCGUCCCCGUCCCUGGCAACAGCUGCCAUUAUUAAAGUUGAACCGAAUCUAUAUUCAUCCGGCUCCGGUGACAAUUCCAAUGAUAUGUUCAUCAAGGAGGAGGUCAUGUUUGAAGAUUCAGCUGCACCGCAUUCACCACAAUCGCCGCCAAGUUCGAAAUUUCGUAUAUCGAAUUUCGAUACAGAUCUUGUGGAUCAUCAUGUCGAUUUGAAUCAUUCACUACCGCCAUAUGGUAAUCUAUUUGAGCCCCAUACAAUACCCGACAGCAUACCCGUUCAACUCUAUCCGGAUGAUGAUGAUGAUUUCCGUUUGGAUCACAGUUCAUUGGGUGGCCUACACAAUACAUCAUCAUCGACGACCGAUGGGGAUUUCAUUAAAAAGGAAUGGGUAUACGGCAGCGGGACGACAAGUAGCUAUGCCAUGAAUGGCAAAUUCGAUGAUGACAGUGAUGCAUUAUGCGAUGCGGCCAAUUUUAUCUACAAUUGAGAGGCGGCGGCGACCGACAAGGACAACAAGGAUCACGAAAAGGAAAACGGUCGUCCAGAACGAACUACUACUGGCAGAGAAUGUGUGAAUGGUGGCAAUGUCCUUAGACGUGUACACGAUGCGGCCAUGUGGACUAGUGAGUGUGGUGGAUGUUGAAUGAUAAUAACAAGAACAAGAAGAAGAAGAAGAAGGAGAUGAAUGUUGAAAUGGAAGAUGUGAAUCGGAGGAGAAAUAAGUGUUUUUGUAGUUUAUAUCUAUAUAUGUAUGUAUAUAUAUAUAUAUAU